AUGUCCGUUCUUUUCACUAGUAUCUCAGCAGAUAACCCCGUGAAGCCGGACGAUGCACAAGCGCUCCUCGAUCCGCUCGGUCUGACCAUUGACCCAGCCGAGGCGCAAGAUUUUCAUACUCUUCUCGCAGCAGUCCACGAUUGCGCGGAAGAAGUAGCUGCAUUGCCAGAUUAUCAGCCAGAUUCAAAUCUGAUCAAGUAUCCACGAGAAAAUGUGCGCCGACCAAGAGAAGAAGAGCAGGUCUUCGGGCAAGCCUGGGCCCACCGGUUUCUUAUCCGUGGUAACCCACAAGGCGGAUCUCUUGCAGGUAAAUCUGUCAGUUUGAAAGAUGUGAUUGCUGUUGCAGGCGUGCCCCAACUGAUGGGAAGCGAUAUCAUUCCAUCCUGGACACCGACUACCGAUGCAAUAGUUGUAACACGGUUGCUCGAGGCUGGUGCUGAUAUCCACGGUACGUCGACGUGCGAAAAUCUAUGUCACUCGACUUCUUCAUACACGAGUGCUCAGGGUACAGUGGAGAAUCCCCAUGCAAAGGGAUACUCCGCGGGUGGGAGUACCUCUGGCGGAGCAGCGCUGGUCGCGGCAGGCAUGGUGGACAUUACGAUUGGAGGUGACCAGGGCGGGAGUAUACGAGUUCCUGCCUCAUUUUGUGGAUGCAUUGGGCUCAAACCAACUCAUGGGCGCGUUCCAUUCACUGGGAUUGCCAGCGGUGAUGCCCUGAAUGACCAUGCAGGCCCGCUGGCCCGAACAACACUCGAUAUUGCAAGAUGUCUAGAUGUUAUCAGUGGCUAUGACGGGAUUGACGAUCGAUCCCUUGGUAGCUCGAAGCCAGGAACUACCCAAUUUGCACUGGCACUUCAACAGAACCCGAACAAGCUCGAUGGCUUCAAGAUUGGAAUUUUGGUCGAAGGAUUUGAUCAUAGUAAAAUAGAUCCGCAAGUCAAGAGUUUAGUAUUGACAGCAGCGCACAGGUUCAAGGAUCUGGGUGCAACAGUCGAGGAGGUAUCUCUUCCCGAGCAUUUGCAUGGCCCUGCCAUCUGGACUAUCCAGCAGCGAGUUGCUGGAGCGCAAGCCUUGUUGGGCCAUAGCACAGGCCGGAGAGGCUUCUAUAUGACUGAGAUGGAGCGCGCACGACUUCCAUGGACAGAUGAUGGGUUCCAACGGGCAUUCCCGUCAACAAAAAACGUUAUCAUUAAUGGUCUCUAUUUAGCGCGAAAGUUUCCAGACCUCUACGGCAAGACUGUCAAUUUUGGACGAUACCUCAGUGACAAAUACGAAGCCUUGUUUGAGAAAUAUGAUGCCUUGGUCAUGCCUACAACGCCUAUAGUUGCCCCUCAACACGGGAAGCGAGGACUCCCACUGGAUUCCCUCAGUCCUAGCAUGGGUCUUACGAUCAACACUGCCGUCUUUAAUGUGACGGGACACCCAGCUAUAACACUACCAGUUGGCCUUGCUUCAGCGCCUGUAGAUGACCAGAUCAUGCUACCAGUUGGGAUGCAGAUUGUUGGUAGAUUGUGGGAAGAGGAGAAGAUCUUGCGGGCUGCUCAUGUCUGGGAGACUCAUUUUGACUGGAAGAAGAUGCGUUGCGCUACAAAUAGAGAUUAA
Molecule: messenger RNA, 1602 nt
Organism: Penicillium paradoxum
Lineage: Eukaryota; Fungi; Ascomycota; Eurotiomycetes; Eurotiales; Aspergillaceae
Product: putative amidase
Exons: 3
Coding region: 1-1602 (533 amino acids)
Molecular function (GO): catalytic activity
Source: RefSeq, a predicted model, not a curated record